Molecule: messenger RNA, 1486 nt
Organism: Rhodamnia argentea
Lineage: Eukaryota; Viridiplantae; Streptophyta; Magnoliopsida; Myrtales; Myrtaceae
Product: pheophytinase, chloroplastic
Exons: 7
Coding region: 241-1356 (371 amino acids)
Cellular component (GO): chloroplast
Source: RefSeq, a predicted model, not a curated record
AACCUAACAUCAAUGGCUCCGAGUCGGCCACAACUCCAGGAACUACACUCACCACACAGCGACCCACUCACAAGAUCCUCAAUCCACGAGCAAAAGAUCAAAAUGGCUUCGAUUCUUCUCCUCCAAGCAAUGCCAAGUUCGAGAGCGUCUCGAUUUCUUGACGUGGUAGAGCUUCUUUAGUCCCCCAUUGCGCCCGAAGCCUUCCCGUUUUCGGGGUUUCCCGUACAUACGGAAGACUCCAUGUCUUCUUCCUGUGCUGUGCUCCCUUCUACAAGAACCGACUUCGUAAACCCGAGUCGUCAAAGAUCGUUUGUGCCCUCGAGAGUUCAGGAGCAAAGAGGCAAAUGUCACUUGGGUAGGAGGAGUUUUACGUUCCGAGGAAUCGUGGCGUCGGGUGUUGCAAUGGCUGGGUCGUCCCUAUUGACUGAACCUGUCAAAGGAGCGGAUAGGUUACCUUUUAAGCGGGAGGGGUACAACUACUGGACAUGGCGAGGUCAUAAAAUACAUUACGUGGUGCAGGGGGAAGGGUUUCCGGUUGUUCUGAUUCACGGGUUUGGUGCUUCAGCAUAUCAUUGGAGGUAUAACAUUCCUGAAUUGGCUAAAAACUACAAAGUCUAUGCCGUAGACUUACUGGGAUUUGGUUGGAGUGAGAAAGCACUGGUUGAAUACGACACAAUGAUAUGGAAGGAUCAAGUUGUUGAUUUCCUCAAGGAGAUAGUGAGGGAGCCUGCCGUUCUAGUUGGCAACAGCCUUGGAGGGUUCACUGCUUUGGUAUCUGCUGGGGGAUUGCCUGAGCAAGUCGCCGGAGUAGUACUGCUCAACUCUGCAGGACAAUUUGGAGACCCUAGUGCUAAAGUCAAGAAGUCUGAAGAAAGUGUCCUGCAGAAGUUUUUCGUAAAGCCACUGAAGGAGAUUUUUCAGCGGAUAUUCCUCGGGUUUUUGUUCUGGCAAGCAAAGCAACCGGCUCGUAUCAAAUCUGUUUUGAAGAGUGUUUACAAAGAUUCCUCAAAUGUAGAUGAUUAUCUUAUCGAGUCAAUAACUAUGCCGGCAGCGGACCCCAAUGCUGGAGAAGUUUACUACAGAUUAAUGUCGCGGUUCAUGAUGAACCAGAGCAGAUAUACCCUGGACAGCAUCUUGAGCAAACUCUCAUGCCCGCUGCUAUUAAUUUGGGGUGAUCUAGACCCGUGGGUUGGUCCCACCAAGGCCAUUCGUAUCAAGGAGUUCUACCCAGACACAUCCUUAGUCAACCUUCAGGCGGGGCAUUGCCCUCACGAUGAAGUCCCGGAACUCGUCAACAAGGCUCUAAUCGAUUGGUUGUCAACAGUAGCUCCGAAAACCUCCCUUCAGGCAUUGUAAAUACAGAUACUGGAUUUUUUUUUUCCUCCUUCCAGUGCCACCGCCCCUGCUUUAUCUUAGGAUUCAACUACUACAGUGUAAAUUCUAUUUAUAAGUGAUUAAUCAGAGCUUUGGCGGGUUAGGUUGGGAA